Molecule: messenger RNA, 3536 nt
Organism: Neolamprologus brichardi
Lineage: Eukaryota; Metazoa; Chordata; Actinopteri; Cichliformes; Cichlidae
Biological process (GO): calcium ion import across plasma membrane
Cellular component (GO): plasma membrane
Molecular function (GO): protein binding; calcium channel activity
Source: RefSeq, a predicted model, not a curated record
AGAGGUCCAUCAGCUUUAACAGAAGCAGGAUGAAGAGAGGAGCCCAGGGGGGUCUAUGUAAUGCUGGACUGGAGCUGGAGGACAUGACAGGAAGAACCGUCCAGGAAUCAGGGUGUCCACAGGGAUCCAGGUCCUCUGUGUCAGCAGCAGCUUGGUGGGUGUCUUAUUACAGAGGUCGCUGGAGGCAGAAAAGAAGAAAGCUUGCAGGAUUUCAGGUGGAGGUCAAAUACUGUGGUCUAGCUGAGGAUGAUGAAGAUGACAAAGAGCAGAGGGACCAAAUAGACAACAUCAACAAAAACCAACAACUCAACAAAAAACUGCUCGAUCACUUCAGACAUCUGGCUGCAACCAACCAGGACACUGACCAGGUGGACCUUCAGCUUCUGGACCGGGCGCUCUCAGACGGAGCUGAUCCGAACGCCUUAGACAGAUAUGGACAGACCGUCCUGCACGAGAUCUCCAGAGCGUGGAGCGUGGAUGUGAUGCGGUUCUUCCUAGACCGGGGCUCAGACCUCCUGCGGCCGGAUCAGUUUGGAGUCACUGCGCUGCAUGUGGCCUCGGCGCUGGACUAUCAGGACAUGGUGCAGUUCCUGCUGGACCGAAAAGCUGAUCCGGAGGCUCGCACCUUUCUGGACAAGCAGACCCCGCUUCACUACGCUGCGAAGAAUGAUGCCGUCGGUUCGAUCAGGCUUCUGCUGCAGGCCGGAGCCUCCAUCGGCUGCACCGACUACAAACGCAGGACGCCACUGCAGCUCGCCGCUAACGCAGAGCGUAGUGAUGCAGCUCGUGUGCUGUUGGAGCUCGGGGCGGAGGCGGGGCUGAAGGACUCUGAUGGACAGUUCUGUAUAACAGCUCUGAUUGGCCGGAUGAGCCCAGUGGCUCAGCUGGCUCUCAGUCAGUUCCAUGUAUUCGACCGAAUGACCAGGCAGCACUACUACUACCUGAACCUGCUGGAACCAGAACUACACUCACCUGAGGACCAGCUGUCAGGUGUGUGGGUCGGUGAGCCAAUGUCUCCGCUGCAGAUGGUGAUUCAGGAGGAGAAACUUGAUCUCAUCAUGAAUCCCGUCUUCCUCAAACUGAUCCACGUCAAAUGGAAUCUCUACGGCAGGUUUGGGGCAUGGCUUCUCCUUCUCCUUAACUUCCUGUUUAAUGUUUCCUGGACGACUGUCGCUAUCUCAGUGUCUGUCCACCGAGACUCACCUGAUCGUUAUGUCCUCCCCGAGGACUGGUGGCGUGUCCUCUUUGUGGUCUUGGCGCUCCUGUUGACCCUACAGGAAGUGCUAAGGGAUGUGCGGGACAUCCUGCGCUCAAGGAAAAAGCUCCACCUCUGGCAGCAGUUGGCGAAGCAUCGUCUCCAGAGUGACCUGAGCUGCUCACAUCCCAUGUGGCCACAGGAGAGAGAGUUUCUACUAAACCAGUUCAAACUGGUUGACAGGAAGAGAGGAAGCUACUGCCGGGACCUGUGGAAUGUCUUUGAUUGGCUGGUGUACUUUCUGCUGACUGCAUCGUUCAGCGUCCAUGUGGCCGAUGUGAUUGGACCGUCCACCCUUCUUAACACCAUCAGUUUGCGUAUGUUCUCCAUCACCAUUGUCUUCCUGUGGUUGCGACUCAUGAAACACGUCAGAGGCUUCAGGCUGAUGGGGCCGUUCAUCGUCAUGUUGGGGAAGAUUGUUGGGGAUGUGAUGCGUUUCCUGUUCCUCUACGCGGAGAUCUUCAUCCCGUAUGCCUGCAGCUUCUGGAUCAUGUUCGGAGGGAUGGCUUCGGUUCCCAGCAUGCAGUCUGUCCUGGGCCUGCUGUACAGUCUGUAUCGGAUCACUCUGGUGGACGAGUACGAGUACGCUGCCAUGGUGGCUGUGGAUGAUGUCAUGGCUCCUGUGCUGUGUGGGACGUUUCUGGCAGCGUCUUCAAUCCUGUGUGUUAACCUGCUGAUUGCCCUGCUGACUGAUACCUUCCAGAGGGUUCACGAUAACUCACAGGCCGUUGCUAUGAUGCAGCAGGCCGCUGUCAUCCUGCACGUGGAGGAAUCCAUGCCCCUCAUGCGUCAUUUCUACGACAACCAGUACAUUUCCAGCCACUGCUCGCCAUUGGUCGAACCCUCUGAUGAUGGCAACACAACAAACUUGCAUUACCAUGAUGAGAUGGGACGAAUUACAGUGCAGAUCAAAGAGGUUCUAGACCAGUUCUUGGUCCUGCAGCGGGAGGCGGAGACCACAGGAGGUCCACGAGUCCAGAUGGACCAGGACCAGCAGAACCAGCAGGAGACCCAGAGGAAUAAGUGCCAGCAGAGCCAGGGUCUUCAAGAGGACCAUGAUAAACAGAACCAGGACAACAAAGACAAAUGUAGCCAAAUCCUACAGAAGCAGAACCAGGAGCUUCAGGCCUUGCGAGCAGAGCUGAAGGAGCUCCAGACUCUGGUCUUGCAGCUGGUUAAAACCAAGACCAACUCUGUAUAAGAGCUGUGGGUUCGACUGGGAGGAAUGUCAGAACCAUUGUUUCAUGUCUCUGUUUCUCCAGAAUCUCCUCUGGUCCAGGACUUCCUGUUUAAUUGUUAUUUACAAACUCUCAUAAAUGAAAAUACCAGUAAGGAGUUUGCUAAAGGUUCAGUGUCAUUCAUCUUUAGCUGCACACUGAGGUUUAACUGUUCACCAGCAUCCAACUCUAAAGCCCCGCCAUUUGGCAGCCAUCUUGGAAUGAAUGUGGACUGUUAUUUAAAAAUAAAGUCCCCCCCCAAAAAAUGACAUCACAGCUUCAUUAAUGGUUCAGUCCAGAGACAUUAGCUGUGUCCCAAUUCAGAGGCCCCAUCCUCCUGAGGACCCGGCCUUCUCGGUCUACGUGGGCCGGGUCCUCCGAAGGCCGAGAAGGCCGGAAGUGCGAGGCUGUGAAAUGUGACGGUCUGGCCUUCAGAUCUGCGUCGCCGCUGUCUCUGUGGAGUUUAAUAAACUCGGCCGUCUGCUCUUUGCUGUCUAAAAUCUAACAGGACACUGGAGGAAACUCUCGACCGUCUCACACUUCUGUUUAAUCAGUUUUCUGUUUGACGUUUAUUCAGCUGUGUGAAAACUAGAACUUUAAUCUCAGCCAAACAGAUUUAUUCAGAAACAAAACACUGAAAGAAGCCAAACAAUAACAUUUUUAAACCUCUGGGCUUGUUCAAAAUCACGACCCUUUCAGCUUGUUCGUGGCCAAAAGUGGCCACCAACAGAUCUGUAAUUUUUAUUAUUUUUAUGUUUUUUUGCCAUUUUUAGACAGACCGAUGUAGACAGUACAUCCGGGCCUGCGUGCACUGGUCUCCUUGAUCCACCGUCAGCAUCGGAAGGGAAUAAGCGUCGAAGGCGUUUGGAAAGGGAGGGGGGAUGAGUGUGUGCAUAUCAGUGUAAGUGUAUGUGUGUGUCCAGAGUUCAGCUGAGACAGUGUCCUUCACCCUGCAAGGCUAAGUAAAUGGCAUGGUAAAUGGUAAAUGGCCUGCAUUUGUAUAGCGCUUUACUCAGUCCCUAAGGACCCCAAAGCGCUUUACUCUACAUUCAGUCAUUCACCCA